AUGUCUGCGCCAAACAUCCCCUUCAAUAACGACCACACGGCGCGUGUGGCCGGAGACACUGGGAGCCAGAAGACCUUUGUCAACGAGCACGACGCCAUUUCAACAUCGAACGAGAAGCCCCCGGUUUCGAAGGCGGUUGAGAGCAGCUCCUCUGCGUCGACUUCAGAUGAGGAUGGAAACGACACCGAGUUGGAACGCCGCCAUUCCAUCGUUCAGGAACUCGCCCGAGAGUACACCCGGCACUCAGCAGUAAACAUUGGCGACAACAACCACGCUCUAUUUGGCAGUGAUGAUGUUGACAGCCCACUCAACCCUCAUGGUUCGAAAUUUAACGCCCGCAAGUGGGCAAAGACUCUCGCCAACGUGACGAAUGAGCACGGUUCUGGGUUUCGCAAGGCGGGUUUCGCGUUCCAGAACCUAAAUGUUUUCGGUUACGGCCAGGAGACGGAUUACCAAAAGGAUGUCGGCAACGUUUGGUUGGAGCUUCCCAGUAUCACCCGCAAACUCACCUUAAAGACGGGAGGUCAGCGUCGCAUCGACAUUCUUCGCGAUUUCAACGGUGUUGUUGAGGCAGGUGAAAUGCUCGUUGUCCUAGGACCUCCUGGAUCUGGCUGCUCGACCUUCCUCAAGACCAUCGCCGGCGAGACCAACGGCAUCUACACCGACGAGCGCGCCUACUUCAACUACCAGGGUAUCUCCGCCAAGGAACUCCACAAGCACCACGCCGGUGAUGCCAUCUAUACCGCUGAAGUCGAUGUGCACUUCCCUCAGCUUUCUGUCGGCGACACGCUCACAUUCGCUUCGCGGGCACGCUGCCCUCGCAACCUCCCUCCCGGCAUCACCAGCGCCCAGUACUGCGACCAUCUCCGCGACGUUGUCAUGGCCAUGUACGGCAUCAGCCACACUAUCAACACUCGUGUGGGCAACGAAUACAUCCGUGGCGUUUCCGGUGGUGAGCGUAAGAGAGUAACCAUCGCGGAAGCCACCUUGGCCAACGCACCCUUGCAGUGUUGGGAUAACUCCACGAGAGGUCUCGACUCAGCCAACGCCGUCGAGUUCUGCAAGACCCUCCGCUUGCAGUCAGAGCUUUUCGGCCAGACCUGUGCCGUCUCGAUCUACCAGGCGCCUCAGAGCGCGUACGAUCUUUUCGACAAGGUUCUCGUCCUCUACGAGGGUCGUCAGAUUUUCUUCGGCCGCACCACCGACGCCAGACAGUACUUCAUCAACCUCGGUUUCGAGUGCCCCGCGCGCCAGACGACACCCGACUUCCUCACCUCGAUGACUGCGCCUUCCGAGCGUGUUGUGCGUCCUGGAUUCGAAGGUCGUGUGCCCCGCACCCCUGAUGAGUUCGCCCAAUGCUGGAAUGCCAGUCAGGAGUGCCAGAACCUGAAGGGAGAGAUCGAGCAGUACAAGAGCGACCACCCUAUCGACGGUGUCGACGCCCAGGCGUUCAGAGAGCAGAAGCAGUCCGUUCAGGCCAAGAACCAGCGCCUCAAGUCCCCGUACAUCUUGUCAUAUGGUCAGCAAGUCAAACUCUGUCUCUGGCGUGGCUUCAAGCUUCUCAAAGGCAGUCCCGGCUUAACACUAUUCGCCCUGAUUGCCAACUCUUGCACUGCUCUCAUCAUGUCGUCCCUGUUCUACAACCUUUCGGAAACCACCAGCUCGUUCUACAAUCGAUCCGCCGUUCUCUUCGUCGCCAUUCUCGCCAACGCCUUCUCUAGUGCCCUGGAAAUUCUCACGCAGUACGCGCAAAGACCGAUUGUCGAGAAGCACACCCGCUAUGCCUUCUAUCACGCCUCCGCUGAGUCCUUCUCUUCCGUCCUGGUCGACAUGCCGUACAAGAUCCUGAACACGAUUUGCUACGACUUGAUCAUCUACUUUAUGACAAACCUGAACCGCGAGCCUGGAAACUUCUUCUUCUUCCUGUUCACGACCUUCCUGAUGGUGCUUGCCAUGUCUGGUCUGUUCAGAUCAAUCGCCUCUCUGUCCCGCACUAUGUCACAAGCCAUGGUCCCCGCCUCGAUCUUGAUUCUGGCUCUGGUCAUCUUCACCGGUUUCGUCAUUCCUGUCGACUACAUGCUUGGCUGGUGCCGAUGGAUCAACUAUCUGGACCCUGUGGCCUACGGUUUUGAAGCGCUUAUGAUCAACGAGUUCCACAACCGCGAGUUUGAGUGCGGUGCCUUCGUCCCCAGUCCCCUGCUCGAGGGCUAUGAGAACGUCACCCUCGCCAACAGAGCAUGCUCUACCGUCGGCGCCGUGCCCGGCCGUUCCACCGUUAGUGGUGACGCCUACAUCGGAUCUCAGUACAAGUACUUCAACUCGCACAAGUGGCGCAAUGUCGGCAUCCUCAUCGCCUUCAUAAUCGGUCUCCACAUGGUUUACUUCCUCGCCACUGAAUAUGUCUCUGCCAAGAAGUCCAAGGGCGAAGUCCUCGUCUUCCGUCGUGGCGUCGCCCCUCCUGCCAAGGGCAAGGACGAUGUUGAGGCUUCCAUGUCUGGACCUUCCGCCAUUGUCGAGAAAGGUGGCAGAGGGGCUGGCUCCGACAACGAGGGUGCUAUCCAAGCUUCCACCAGCGUCUUCCACUGGAACGAUGUGUGCUACGAUAUCAAGAUCAAGGGCGAGCCUCGCAGAAUUCUGGACCACGUCGACGGUUGGGUCAAGCCUGGAACUCUGACGGCUCUCAUGGGUGUUUCCGGCGCCGGAAAGACGACUCUACUCGACUGCCUCGCUGAUCGUGUCUCCAUGGGUGUUAUUACAGGAGAGAUGCUUGUUGACGGAAAGAUUCGCGACCAGUCCUUCCAACGCAAAACCGGUUACGUCCAGCAACAGGAUCUCCAUCUCGAGACCAGCACUGUUCGUGAGGCUCUGGAGUUUAGUGCUCUGUUGCGCCAGCCCGCCACUACCCCUAAGGCCGAAAAGUUGGCCUAUGUUGACGAAGUCAUCAAGCUCUUGGAUAUGCAGGAAUACGCUGACGCCGUCGUUGGUGUCCUUGGCGAGGGAUUGAACGUCGAACAACGCAAGCGCCUCACGAUCGGUGUGGAAUUGGCCGCAAAGCCACCCCUCCUUCUCUUCGUCGACGAGCCCACUUCUGGCUUGGAUUCUCAAACCUCGUGGGCUAUCCUGGACCUUCUCGAGAAGUUGUCCAAGGCUGGCCAGUCUAUCCUGUGCACCAUCCAUCAACCGUCCGCCAUGCUGUUCCAACGCUUCGACCGCUUGCUGUUCCUCGCUAAGGGCGGUAGAACUGUCUACUUUGGAGAAAUCGGAGAAAACUCGCACACCCUUACGUCGUACUUCGAGAGAAACGGAGCCCCCAAGUGCCCCGACGGCGCCAACCCUGCCGAAUGGAUGCUUACAGCCAUCGGAGCCGCCCCUGGAUCAAGCACCGAGACCGAUUGGCACCAGGCAUGGAGAUCUAGCCCCGAGUACCAGGCCGUUCAGGACGAGCUCCAGCGUCUCAAGUCCGAGGGCGCAUCCCACAUUGACUCUCAGGAAGACCAGAAGGCCUCCUUCCGCGAGUUCGCCGCCCCCCUCUGGGACCAGCUCCUCAUUGUCACCCGCCGUGUGUUCCAGCAGUACUGGCGCACGCCCUCGUAUAUCUACGCCAAGUUCAUCCUCUGCUGCUCCGUCGCCCUCUUUAUCGGUCUUGUCUUCCUCAACGCCCCACUCAGUAUCCAGGGUCUCCAGAACCAGAUGUUCGCCAUCUUCAACAUCCUGUCCAUCUUCGGUCAGCUGGUGCAGCAACAAAUGCCGCAUUUCGUGACGCAGCGCUCGCUCUAUGAAGUCCGUGAACGGCCGUCCAAGACGUACAGCUGGAAGGUCUUCAUGCUGUCGCAGGUCGUCACCGAGAUCCCCUGGAACUCGCUCAUGUCCGUCUUCAUGUUCAUCUGCGUCUACUACCCCGUCGGCCUCUGGGAGAAUGGCGACCCGAGCCAGCGCAGCGAGCGCGCCGGUCUCAUGUGGCUCCUCUUCUGGCAGUUCCUCAUCUUCACCUGCACCUUCGCACACGCCUGCAUCGCCAUCACGGAGACGGCUGAAAUGGGCGGUAACCUGGCAAACAUGCUGUUCAUGAUGUGUCUGCUGUUCUGUGGUGUCCUCGCCAGCCCCCAGCAGAUGCCUGGCUUCUGGAUCUUCAUGUACAGAGUGUCACCGUUCACAUACCUGAUAUCAUCCAUCCUAUCCACUGGUCUGGCCAACUCCCAGGUUACCUGCUCCGGUAAUGAGUACAUCCACUUCAACCCGCCCGCCAACGACACCUGCGCGACCUUCAUGAAGGGAUACAUCGACCAAGCCGGAGGAUACCUCCUGAACCCCGAUGCCACAACCGACUGCAGCUUCUGCUCUAUCGCCGACACCAACGUCUUCCUCACACAAAUCAGCUCCAACUUUGACAACAGAUGGCGCGACUUCGGCAUCGGCAUGGUGUACAUUGUCUUCAACAUUGCCGCCUCCCUGUUCCUCUACUGGCUGGUCCGCAUGCCAAAGAAGAGCAAGAAGGCCUAA
Messenger RNA from Colletotrichum chrysophilum, 4500 nucleotides. Its product is annotated as ZEB2-regulated ABC transporter 1. Gene Ontology annotation, molecular function: ABC-type transporter activity; ATP hydrolysis activity; ATP binding. NCBI's taxonomy places the organism in Eukaryota, Fungi, Ascomycota, Sordariomycetes, Glomerellales, Glomerellaceae. Gene Ontology annotation, biological process: transmembrane transport. Bases 1 to 4500 code for a protein of 1499 amino acids. Gene Ontology annotation, cellular component: membrane. The transcript has 4 exons. The record is from RefSeq and is a predicted model, not a curated record.